Clonostachys byssicola is the source of this 852-nucleotide messenger RNA. The record is from the annotation of a GenBank genome assembly. Lineage: Eukaryota; Fungi; Ascomycota; Sordariomycetes; Hypocreales; Bionectriaceae.
AUGUCCAGACAACACAAGUUUCCUCUUCUUGCUUUGUUGUUGCUGAGCUUUCUACUGAAUGACUGUGGAGCGCAGGCCUUGGAUAAGGAUGAGGUCGUUUGGACGACACAGUCCGGUUGGAAAGACAUGAAAACAUGUGCCAAGUGCAAAUUUGAUUAUCUCUUUUGCAACUGGCCAGGUAGCCUCCAGGGGGACAUUGGCUGCAGCACAAAUGCCUGCAUGUGCCGGGCCAGCACGUUGGGUCAGACACUCAAGAAGGUAUCUGAGUCCGUGCUGUCUGCCUGUUCAAAUUAUGACGAUCAACGGGACGCGACAAGCUUCUUGAUCGCGUACUGCUCUGAUAAGGGCUACACAAGCAUCGGCUCUGCGGUGAUAGCCAGCUCGACAGGUGCGUUCACGGUGACUGAGACUGUCACAGUGUCGGUUGUGACACAGACAGUGGUUACUUCCGAAUCUCGUGUCAGUUCACAAACAUCCGAAGCAGUGACGACGACGACGAAAGAAUCUCGGACAACUGCACCGACUGUGAUAAGCACACAGAUCGUCAGCAACGGUGCCACGUCAGUAAUCACAAUCACAAAAGGACCAGAACAGACGCCCUCAUCCACAAGCAGCAAUGGGAACAGCGACAAUACCAACUCAUCAGCCCGCGACGGAGAUAAGCUAAGCAAAGCAGAGCUGAUUGGGAUCAUCGUUGCUAUCGUUGGAGUGUUUAUCGCUGCUUUGACUUUGUGGGUGACUUGGAGAGGGAGGAAACGCCGCCGUGCCAAGAGCAAAGCAUCGCCAACUACCUUGCCAGAUUCUGGACAUCAGCUAAAGAACAUUCCUGACCAGAACCAGAACGAGGCUUAA